GGGAAAAUGAAGUUUUUGUGAAGGACAAGAAGAACCGUGGUGAUGAGGAGACGGCUGUGCUAGUGAGGGGCCACGGCAGGAUGAUGGAGGAGGGGGAAGCAGCCACAGGAGGAUAUGAAGAUGUCCUUGGGCAGAGGCACUCCGAUGUCUCCACUGAUCUGUACAGCUCACAGUUCGAAAACAUCCUAGACAAUGCAUCUUUGUACUACAGCGCUGAGUCGCUGGAGACGUUGUACUCAGAGCCCGAUAGCUACUUCAGCUUUGAAAUGCCACUCACUCCCAUGAUCCAGCAGCGCAUGAAGGAGGGCGGCCAGUUUUUAGAUCGGACAUCAGCCUUGGGGCAGCCAGAUGUCCUGCAGCUUCCCCCUGACGGGGAAGUGAAGGGCUGUGGUGAAGGCAUCGCCAAUGGCUUAAGGGAUGUAAGCGAAACACUCUUCAGAGGAGACGUUACAGAAGUCCCUCGUUUGGAAAGCAAUGCUGAACUGCAGAAUAUAGUGUUAAACUCCAACGCUGCCAUGGGUAGCAACGAACUUCAGGAGAAGGAUGCCACCGGAGCCCUUGGCCACGAUCUCAGCAAUGGCAGCAGCAGCAAUUUGGAAGCAGCCAGGCGCCUGGCUAAGCGCCUCUACCAUCUGGACAGAUUCAAACGCUCCGAUGUCGCAAAGCAUUUGGGUAAAAACAAUGAAUUCAGCAAGCUUGUGGCCGAAGAAUACCUUAAGUUUUUUGACUUCACAGGCAUGACGUUGGACUACUCGCUCAGGAGUUUCUUUAAAGCCUUUUCACUUAUCGGAGAAACUCAGGAACGAGAGAGAGUUUUAAUCCACUUCUCCAGCAGAUACUACCAGUGCAACCCAAACACCAUUUCUUCUCAAGAUGGAGUUCACUGUCUCACGUGUGCCAUGAUGCUGCUGAACACAGACCUGCAUGGCCACAACAUUGGGAAAAAGAUGACCUGCCAAGAGUUCAUUGCUAACCUCCAGGGGAUGAACGAUGGCAAAGACUUCCCGAAAGGGCUCUUGAAGGCCCUCUACAAUUCAAUCAAGAAUGAGAAGCUGGAAUGGGCAGUGGAUGAAGAAGAGAAAAAAAAGUCUCACUCGGAUGGUACAGAUGAAAAGGAUAAUGGGAGCCAGACGAGGGCUGUCAGUCGAAUUGGCAACUCAAAUAACCCAUUCCUGGACAUCCCUCAUGACCCCAAUGCUGCUGUGUAUAAAACUGGAUUUCUGGCUCGGAAAAUCCAUGCGGAUAUGGACGGAAAGAAAACUCCCCGGGGAAAGCGAGGCUGGAAAACCUUUUAUGCUGUGCUGAAGGGAACGGUCCUGUACUUGCAGAAGGAUGAAUAUAAGCCAGAAAAGGCUUUGUCGGAGGAAGAUCUGAAGAAUGCUGUUAGUGUGCAUCAUGCUCUGGCAUCCAAGGCAACAGACUAUGAGAAGAAACCCAACGUCCUCAAGCUUAAAACAGCAGAUUGGAGGGUCCUGCUUUUCCAAGCCCAGAGUCAAGAAGAAAUGCAGACCUGGAUCAACAAGAUUAACUGUGUGGCUGCUGUCUUCUCUGCACCGCCAUUUCCAGCAGCAAUUGGCUCUCAGAAGAAGUUCAGUCGCCCACUCCUGCCAGCCACCACAACGAAGCUAUCUCAGGAUGAACAGCUGAAGUCCCAUGAAGCUAAGCUGAAGCAGAUCUCCACUGAGCUUGCCGAACAUCGCUCCUAUCCUCCUGACAAGAAGCUCAAAGGCAAGGAAGUAGAUGAUUACAAACUGAAAGACCACUAUCUGGAGUUUGAGAAAAAUCGCUAUGAGAUUUACGUUGGCCUCCUGAAAGAAGGGGUGAAGGAGCUGCUGAGCGGAGGAGAGAACGAUGCGCCCGGACUGAAGAAAUCCCACUCGAGUCCCUCAUUGAAUCAGGAGUCUCCAGUUAGUGCCAAGGUGAAACGCAAUGUCUCGGAGAGAAAGGACUACAGGCCAGAAACACCCAGCAUUAAGCAGAAGGUCACUUAG
Molecule: messenger RNA, 1991 nt
Organism: Cariama cristata (Red-legged seriema)
Lineage: Eukaryota; Metazoa; Chordata; Aves; Cariamiformes; Cariamidae
Gene: PSD3
Product: pleckstrin and Sec7 domain containing 3
Exons: 14
Coding region: 81-1991 (636 amino acids)
Biological process (GO): regulation of ARF protein signal transduction
Molecular function (GO): phospholipid binding; protein binding; guanyl-nucleotide exchange factor activity
Source: RefSeq, a predicted model, not a curated record